This is a messenger RNA of Zootoca vivipara (common lizard), 1301 nucleotides long. RefSeq names its product XIAP associated factor 1 (gene XAF1). Gene Ontology annotation, cellular component: mitochondrion. Gene Ontology annotation, biological process: apoptotic process. Lineage: Eukaryota; Metazoa; Chordata; Lepidosauria; Squamata; Lacertidae. The record is from RefSeq and is a predicted model, not a curated record.
CUGGAACGCGCGCUUGCCUCCAGAAGCGCCGUCGGGGCUCCGCUCUGGACGAAAAGGGGGAGCCCCGACGGGGGGGCAGCAGGGAUGGAUGCCCUAAGGAACACCACCCAUGGGUGCUGCUGCUGGCUGGACAGCUGGCUGGCCGCUCGGCCCCAACUUUCUCCUUGGCCCGGCUGUUGACGUUGCACCCAGCGACUGACUUUCGUUUCCACCCAGGACACAUUUUGCAGAAAUGAAAGUGAAAGAGGGCGCUGGGCAGAGACGGGAGAUGGAGGUGGAGACACGCGUCUGCGCGAACUGCAAGCGGGACGUGGUGGCUGCCAACUUCUCCCUCCAUGAGGUCCACUGCUUGCGCUUCCUGACCAUCUGCCCCAAGUGUGAGGAGCCAGUGGUGCUGAAGGACAUGGCGGAACACCUCGCUACAGCCCACGAACAGGUCAGAUGCAAGCGGUGCCACCAGGCAAUGCAGCAGUACUUACUGGAGCACCACGAGGCUGAAGACUGCCCCGAACGCCUGGCCCAGUGCCACUUCUGCGAGCUGGAAGUGCCCUUCCGCCAGCUGCACAGCCACCUCAAGGCCUGCGGCAGCCGGACCACCCCUUGCUGGGAUUGCGGCAAGUACAUCAUGUACAAAGACCUGGAGGACCACAGCCGUACCUGUCGGGAAAACAAGGUGCUCCCUGGCCCUGGGCCCAAGGCCAAUCUGUGCCAGCAGUGCAACAGCUGGUUCCCCGACGAAAAGUACCUCCAGCACCUGAACGAGUGCAGCCCCCUCUCGCAGCUCCUGGGGGCCCUUAGCACCCGAUCACCCACAGAGCCCACCUCCCCUCCAUCCGCCUCGAGCCCCCUGACCCCAGCCACUCCGCCCCCCACCCCGAGCCCUGUGGCCGAGAAGGACGUCCGGCCCAAGAUGAAGGAGAAGGAGCUGUCUUCCCUGGGGAGACCCUCGAUGAAGCCCUCUCGGCCCAAGAAGUCCUCCAGCCGGCCAGCCUUCACCUCCACCCUGCCGCAGGCCCUGGGGGACGAAGAAGAGGCCGCUGCAGCAGCCUAUGACCAACUGGCCACCUGUUCCCAGUGCAACAUCCUCCUGCCCAGGCCCACCCUGCAGAAGCACGAGAAAAAGUGUCGGCGGGGAGCUUCUUUGCAGGCCCUGCGACGGAGCCCCCGGGUCCUGAGGAAAGGAGAGGAGUCGAAGUAGAGACACAUCCCUCUUGCAGGAAGAUCCCUGGGCAGCGGCAAGGACAUCUCCCACCACUGGGCAUUGGGCCAGCCCAGAUUUUUUGCCUCCCUGCAGGAUCAGG